CUUUCUUUAUGAAUAUGAGUGAACAAGAAACCUCUUCCUCUACUUUACUCUCCUCUAAACUCAAGGCUUAUGACGAAGAAAACGAUAAGCUGUUGAGUGAAAUCAGAGACAACGAACAAAAGUUUACAAACUCUCUUCGUGAACAACUUGAAAAGGUUCGCAAAGACAAAGCUGUAUUGGAAGCUGACCUCAAGUCACGUACAAGAAUAUAUGAAUCCAACCUGAAUCAAUUAAAGACAGUCAAUGCUAAAGAGAAUACAGAUUAUCUACAAGAAUUGAUGGCUAUUAGUGACUUGAAUGAACUCAGAGAUCAAGUCAAGAAAUUGCAUGAAAAAUGUGUUGAACAAGAAGCGCAUAUCAAAAGACUAGAAUUUGAAUUGGAAAUGGAACAAGGACAUGUCAAGAUACUCAAGCAUGAUAAUAAAAUGUUGAGACAAAUGGCAGUUGAUAUGAAUUCAAUGGCAGAACAAGAAGAAGAGUUUAUUUCUAAUCGUCUACUCAAAAAGAUCACUGGUCUCAAGAAAGAAAAGGGAGAAUUACUUUUACAAGUUGAACAAGAAGAAGAAUACAUGACAAACAUGCUUCAAAAGAAACUAAAUCAACUUCAACGUGAAAAGAUUGAUAUGGAAAACUCAUUGGAGCAAGAACAAGAGUAUAUUGUCAAUAAACUUCAAAAGCAACUUGAAUCCAUGAAAUUGCAACAACAACAGCAACAACAACAAAAGUCUCAGUCUAGUUCUCCUUUACUAUCUGUACACCAUGAUGCUACUGCUGGCCCUGUAUCUCCUGUCAUUCCCAAGAAAUGGAGUUCUUCUUCUACUACAAGCUCAGUCAAUGAAAUUCAAACUGGCACUGCUGAAAUGUUACUCUCCGAAAUUGCAGUGCUCAAGAGCAAGACGACUGAAAUGGAGAAAGAAUUCCUUUUGAAGAUGCAACAAUGUAACAAAUACAAAAGUGAAUUGAUCCAAUUCCGUAAACAAUCUGGUUUACCUACAGACGAUAUUCCUUUGGAUGAAGGUAUUCCUGCUGUCUUUAGAACAGUGCCUCCUUCACCUGGAAGAGGUAGCCGAGUAAGUUUAGAGUGUGACCAUCAGCUGAUCCUGAUAACAUUUGAUAGGUUCGUCGUUCUACAUCCACUUCUUCUCAAAGAUCUUUGGCUUCAGAUAAGAACAUCAACAACAUUCCUCCACUUCAACUUGACGCAACUGAACCUAUGCCUCCUUUUAACAGAUCAAGAUCUAAUAGUUCAACAUCCAAUUCUGUACCACCCAAAUCAUCCAGAAGAGUUUCAGGCACUUUAUUAAGUUUAGCUUCUCAAAACAGUUUGCAAUAAAGAUGUUACACUUGCGGAAUUUCA
Molecule: messenger RNA, 1357 nt
Organism: Gilbertella persicaria
Lineage: Eukaryota; Fungi; Mucoromycota; Mucoromycetes; Mucorales; Choanephoraceae
Exons: 9
Coding region: 9-1304 (431 amino acids)
Source: RefSeq, a predicted model, not a curated record